Molecule: messenger RNA, 381 nt
Organism: Symbiodinium natans
Lineage: Eukaryota; Dinophyceae; Suessiales; Symbiodiniaceae
Source: the annotation of a GenBank genome assembly
AUGUGUCUCCAUCACUGCCGAUGCGUGCCGCAACAAGCGAUGUUGGAUUUGGCCAGCAUCCUGAGCUACGCAGGCAAAGAUGCAAAGAACUGGAGCGACAGUGUACCAGGCGGUGCCUUCGAAAGAUGCCGCAGCUGCUUGACCGCUGAGUUUUGCAGGAUGCAUAGCCUGCUGGAGAGAGGACAAGAGGUUCAACACUUCAUCACAUUCACUGGUUGUCUGUGCCCCCGGUUUCUGCACGACUGCUUCGGGACGUGGUGCUAUGACAGGCUUGCGAAAGGUGGCGGCGCCAAGGGAUCAGUCAGGAUCUCAGAUUGCUUGCUCGGACAGCUUGCAGGAGAAAUCCAGGUCAGCACUUGCAAGGUCGGUUUGCCCACCUGA